Molecule: messenger RNA, 1199 nt
Organism: Calidris pugnax (ruff)
Lineage: Eukaryota; Metazoa; Chordata; Aves; Charadriiformes; Scolopacidae
Gene: CDC42SE1
Product: CDC42 small effector 1
Exons: 5
Coding region: 453-689 (78 amino acids)
Biological process (GO): regulation of Rho protein signal transduction
Cellular component (GO): plasma membrane
Molecular function (GO): small GTPase binding
Source: RefSeq, a predicted model, not a curated record
AGUCAUUUUGUGUGUGCCGGCGCGGGCCGGGCCCCAAACCACCCUCCCCGGGGGCUCACCGUGGGACCGGGCCCCUGCGGCCAGCUGGGGCUGAGACCGGACACAACUCAUUGCAGGGGUGGGCAAGAAGUGAGGGGGGGAACCGUGUGAGACCCCCACACACCCCCCCUUGGCCACGGCAGGUGGGGGUUGUGGAACUGGGGCAGCUGCGGCCUGUGGGACCCGCCGCCGACAACCGCCUGGAGCCGGGAGAGCGGCCGGAUCCGGCCCCGGCCGUUACCCUUCGCUGGGCACGAGGACGUGAGGCCCCGGUGUGUCCCCACCAGCUCGGCCACCCUGACCAGGUCCCCCCAUCCGUCCCCAUGGAGUGACCCCGUGCGAGGGUCUCUGCACCGGCGCGGCCCCCCCGGCAGCCAGCCCGGCAGGGAGGGAAGCUGGACGCCACCGCCAAUAUGAGCGACUUCUGGCACAAGCUGGGCUGCUGCGUCGUAGAGAAGCCACAGCCCAAGAAGAGGAGGAGACGAAUCGACCGGUCCAUGAUCGGGGAGCCCAUGAACUUCGUCCAUCUGACGCACAUCGGCUCUGGCGACAUGGCCGCGGGCGAAGGCCUGCCCAUGAGCGGUGCCGUCCAGGAGAUGAGGUCCAAGGGUGGUCGGGAGCGACAGUGGAGCAGCUCCCGUGUCUUGUAGCGUAUUCCUGGCUUUUUCAGCCCAAACUUGAACUGCCUGAUCCCCCAGCCGGAGGAGAAGCCGACCUCGAGCGCUUUCACCCCGCGGUAAUUUAUGCAGAGCCCGGCUCCGGGUGGCGUUUGGUCCCGUGUCACCUCCACCCCCCGGCACAUCCCUCCUCCCCGGAGCCAUCGGUGGGUGACACGGGGUGUGUGGGGGGGACACAGCACCCCCCACCUCCUGCCCCCCCGGGAUUUCAGCCGAAAGGACACGGCCGCUCUCCCGACCCUCCCCAGGAGCCGAGAUGUGCCAAAUCCUCCUGGUUUUCCCUUUUUUUCCACACCGGCGUCUCCCAUGGGCCCCUCGGUGCCGGUGGGUCGCGGUGCCUCGGUUUCCCCCCCCCGGGGGGAUGGCGACGAGGCCGGUGCCGAGGCCGGUGCCGAGGCCGUUUUGGGUGCCCUCUCGGGAAGGCGUUAGAAGAGCAAAACUGGGAUUAAACCCCAACGCUUUGGUGCAAAAACCGGGAUUAAA